CACCAAAUCUCCAGAGAGGAAAGAAGAAGAAGAAGACGAAGACUCUCUCUCUCUCCGUUCCGGCUUCCGCGAUUCUUCGUUCCAGCAUCAUGUAUCGCCAGCCCGCGUCGGCGCAGGAGGCUGCUCGGCCCCCGGCGGAAUGGAGCCGCUACGAGGACAAGCUCUUCGAGCACGCGCUGGUGGCGGUCCCGGAGGACUCGCCCCACCGGUGGCAGUUGAUCGGCGAUCGCCUGAACAGGCCCGCGUCGGAGGUGUUCGAGCACUACCAGCGGCUGGUGGAGGACAUCGACGCGAUCGAGUCGGGGCUUGUCGAGCCGCCGAGCUACAGCGACGACCCGGCCGGCUGCCGCCAGAUAGACUUCGAGACGAAGCCCCGGUUCAAAGAGGCGGAGAAGAAGAAGGGCAAUCCGUGGACGGAGAAUGAACACAGGUUGUUUUUGCGCGGACUGCAGAUAUAUGGCAAGGGUGACUGGAGGAGCAUCUCGAGGCACUAUGUCCACACAAGAACACCGACUCAGGUGGCUAGCCAUGCUCAAAAGUUCUAUAUGCGGCAGAUGAGUAUGGGGAAGAAAGAGAGGAAGAGAACCAGCAUUCACGACAUCACCACCGUCGACACCCCCCCAGUACCGGCAUCUGUUAAUGAAAGUUUCAACCCUUCUCAAGCGGGUAAUGCGCAAGAUGAUCCGAGUUAUGAUUUUCCACAAGCCAGCAACUUUCAGCAGAUGCAACCUCUUCAGCCAGCGCCUUUCAUGAAUCAACUGCCUGAGCAAGGGGGAGGGUUGACAGGAUACGGAAACUUAAACUAUUUCUUGUGAAGUGCCAGCAUGGAAGUUUUGUAUAUAGAUUAAAGCCAGUAUAAAGUAGGAAUUCAUUAUAGAUUUAGAGGAAAAGGGGGUAUACGUACUCUUUCUUUAUUUCAGUUCAUGUUGAAUCAUGUUCUGAGUCACUUUUGAAACGCAGUGAAUUUAGUGGGAAUCAAAUCUAUUUAGUAAAUUAUUAAUUGUUCUCGUUCUUUCUUGUGGAUGCUUCUCCUAUAAUGUGGAAUACUCGUAUGGAUCUCUUGUUUCUA
Rhodamnia argentea is the source of this 1069-nucleotide messenger RNA. RefSeq names its product transcription factor DIVARICATA. The transcript has 2 exons. The record is from RefSeq and is a predicted model, not a curated record. NCBI's taxonomy places the organism in Eukaryota, Viridiplantae, Streptophyta, Magnoliopsida, Myrtales, Myrtaceae. Gene Ontology annotation, molecular function: DNA binding. The coding region runs from base 90 to 815 and encodes 241 amino acids.